Messenger RNA from Dentiscutata heterogama, 1311 nucleotides. The record is from the annotation of a GenBank genome assembly. NCBI's taxonomy places the organism in Eukaryota, Fungi, Glomeromycota, Glomeromycetes, Diversisporales, Gigasporaceae.
AUGUUUGGUUUCUCUAGCUGUUCUUAUGUGCCAGAAAAAGAAAUAUACAAUCUUACUCUAUCUGAUUAUGAAAAUAGUUAUAAUUUCUCUAUUCCUAUAAAUAGUACUUCUACUGAAACUCUUAUAGUGUAUAAUGAAUUACCUAAAGUAGAUUAUAAUUUUAGUACAUAUGAUUUUAACAUUGAUAUUAGUUCUAGGUUUUCCAGAGAAAGAUAUACUAGCCAUAGUCAUGUCUUCUUAAUAGCAUAUAUUCCUCACGAAUAUUUCACGUUUAGCUUUGACCCAAAUAAUUCUGAUAAUAUUACAAGUGAUAAUGAUAACAUUAAUAACAUUGUUUUUUUAAGACCUUUUCCUGAUAUUAAUUCAUAUACGUCUACAGAAAUUGCAAUAAGUUGUUUAUUUGGCAUCAAUGUAGUAAAUUACCAGUUAAUGGUACCUCGAUAUAAUAUUUCCAAAUGUAUCAAUUCUUAUCUUGAAGAAAGAUCUAUAGAGUCUACUGCUUUUUACAGUCAUUUAGAAAUAGGCCAACCACCUUCUUACCCAUGCAGUGAUGUUCUUGAUGCUGUGAAAAUUUUGUUUGGCAACAUUUUUACUGAUAUGGUCAUUAAUCUUACGGCUAAUCCAGACCCAAAAGCUAAGAGACAUGAAUUAAAUAAUAACAGCUGGGUAUUAAUAAUACUUUCCCUAUUGGGUUUACCUGCAGGAAAAGGCCAAGGUAUAAGAUCAGAGAGCUUUUAUUUAGAGGUGUUUCCAUUAUUAGAAACUAUCACAUCUUUGAUGUUUUCAUUCUGGCAUAAAGAUAAUUCAGGUCCUUUUCAUAAUUCUUGUUUAUUGCCUAUUUGUUUUUACGAAUUUGCAGAUAUUCUUUUAAGUUUUGAAGAUAAUUCGACUGAAAUAUUUAGGAAAUCACUUAAGAUAACUGAUAAUAUGGUCAAUAGAAAUCAUUCCUUAUUAAUAAACCAAACAUUUGAAGAACUUGUAAAUUUUCAAAAUGUGAAUAAUUCAGAAGAAUUUAAUAAUUUACAUGAUUUUUGUGUUGUAGCAAGUUGCUAUGGAGAGCACGAGUGUCAUUAUUUACCAAUCUUCUGUCUUCGUCGCUCUGGGUAUUUAGAUUAUGGUAAUUUUAUUACAAAAUGGGGUUCAAACAUUAGCAAUAAUGUUCAUGAUAAUCAUACUCAACCUUCAGAUGUUAGUAUAGUUGAUCUUUGUAAUACUACAGAUGCUGAUGAUUCUCUAGGACUUUCCAGUAUCGAAUAUCAUGAUGAUGAUUUUUAUUGUCAUGAUGGCAAUAAUGCUUGUUUUGGAACUUAG